This is a messenger RNA of Amaranthus tricolor (Joseph's coat), 4448 nucleotides long. RefSeq names its product U-box domain-containing protein 8. The coding region runs from base 158 to 1285 and encodes 375 amino acids. The record is from RefSeq and is a predicted model, not a curated record. Gene Ontology annotation, biological process: protein ubiquitination. Gene Ontology annotation, cellular component: nucleus; cytoplasm. The transcript has a single exon. Gene Ontology annotation, molecular function: protein binding; ubiquitin-protein transferase activity. NCBI's taxonomy places the organism in Eukaryota, Viridiplantae, Streptophyta, Magnoliopsida, Caryophyllales, Amaranthaceae.
UUUAGCAUUUUUAUUUUUUUGGCACCUUCUUUUUGCUAAGAACAAGAAGACCUCUUUACAACUCUUUUUUUUUCUCACACCUCAAUCUCUCUCUUCUCUCCAAUGUCAUAGAAAAAACCAGAAUCCAAAACCCAAACCCCAAACCCCCUACCCAGAAAUGGCGACACCCACAGAACUUCCUGAAUACUUCAAAUGCCCGAUUUCACUCGAAAUAAUGUCCGACCCGGUUAUCCUUUCUUCGGGUCACACCUUUGAUCGGAGCUCCAUUCAACGUUGGAUUGACUCCGGCCACCGUACUUGUCCAAUUACCAAAUUACCCAUACCCGACCCGCCUUCUCUCAUCCCUAACCAUGCCCUUCGCAGCCUUAUCUUCAACUACGCUCCUUCCAACAACACCCAUCAUCACCAGCCUCCAACUCGUCUUGACUCAGAAUCUGACUCGCUGAGUCAACUCGGUUUGUCAAUCUCCACUCUCACCGCUCGAACUUCCUCACAUAGUCAGAAGCUUGAAGCACUGAGCCAGCUCAACUCAUUAUCCAAAUCUAACGCCGAUUUCCGAUCUCGACUCACUGAGUCAGGUGCUGUUUCGGCUCUUCUCCGUUGUGUGGACUCGGAUAACGACCCUCCUCUUCAGGAGAAAUUGCUAUCCCUACUUUUGAAUCUGAGUCUCGACUCGGAUGAUAAUAAAGUGGGUUUAGUAGCCGAGGGUGCGGUGACGAAACUUGUCAACGCACUUCGUGGCCCGGCUGCUGCAGUUGCCGCAACCGUGCUCACAAGUUUAGCGGUUGUUGAGGUAAACAAGGCGACAAUUGGCGCACACCCGGGUGCCGUACGUUCCCUUGUUUACCUCCUCCGCACGGGGAAAGGAAGAGAGCGAAAAGAGGCUGCUACCGCCCUUUUCGCUCUUUGUUCCUUUCCCGAGAACCGUCGUAGGACGGUUGAUAGCGGGGCGGUCCCAAUUUUGAUUCGGAUGGCGAAAUCGGGUACGGAGAGGGCAAUUGAAGUAUUGGGUUUGUUGGCAAAGUGUGAAGAAGGAAGGGAAGAAAUGGUUAAAUGUGAUGGGGUUAUUGUUGAGAUAUUGGUUAACUACGUGAAGAAUGGGAGCUCAAGAGGGAUUCAAUAUGGGUUGAUGACAUUAAAUUUGUUAUGUUGUUGUAGUGAAAUGGUUAAGAAAAUGGUUAGAAAUGAAGGGGUUUUAGAGAUUUGUUUGGGUUUAAUUCAAGGUGAUAAUGAGAAAAUUCUUAGGGUUGCUUCAAAUUUAGCCAAGGUUUUGCAAGAGAAUUAAUUAACCAAAGCUUUAAUAUCUCAAAAAUAUAGGGUCGACUAUAUGAAAUCAAUCAGAAAAACCUGAAAAUUGAGGUCAGUUGAUUGGAAUUUUCUUAAUCUCAAUAUCAUGGGAUCGACGAAAUCAAUCAAAAAAAAAAAAAAAAAAAAAAAACCCGAAAAUUGAGGUUAGUUGAUUGGAAUUUUUUAAUUUCAAUAAUAUGAGGUGGACUAUGUAAAAAAAAGCCUAAAUUUGAGGUGAUUUGAUUGGGAUUUAUAAUGGGUUCUAAAAUUUUACCCUUUUAGCAAAUACUUCACAUGUUGGUUCAAUCUUGAUAUUUCUUUUUGUUGUACAAAACAAAAGAAUAGAAGUUUCUUUUUGUUGUAUCAAUGUGAUCACAAUGUACUUCCUCCGUUCCAUAAUACUUGCUACAUAUUCCAUUUUUGGAAAUUUCAUAAUACUUGCUACAUUUCCAUUUUUGGUAAUAAAACAAUCAUUUAAAAUUCUACCUACCCCUACUUUUAUCCUACUCUAUACCUCUCUAACUUUUUUACCUACAAUUAUUUAAUCUUUAUUUAUUUCCAAUUAAAAUUAAUUUUCCCUCCAUAUUUAUUAUUCUCAUUAAAAACUCAACUAAUCUCCCAUAACCCACCAUCCCAAUUAAUUAUUUCCUCUAUUUAAAUACACUAUCUCAAUUAAUUAUUUCUCCCAUUUAAACAAACCUUUCCAACUACUUAUAUUAAUGGUGGGAUGAAUGUGAACCGUUGGAUUUGGUUUGCCCAGAUCUGACCGUUGAUUGCUCUUUAUAUAAGUAACCCGGUUCCUUUCCUAACCCUAAUCCCAUUUCUCUUCCUUUGCCAUUUUCCCCUCUCCAUCUCUCUCAUUCUCUCUGGAAAGUUCUAACCCUAAAGAUCUUUGGUUUUCUUUCAUUUCUUUGCCGUCUCUGAUUUCAUUAUUUGGGUUUUCUUUCACUAUUGACUACGAAAGGAUGGAUUAUAUCUGGUUUUAUUUCUGAUCUUUGGUUUUGUAUUUGAUUAAAGGUUUACAUUUGGGUUUUCCGAAAUUUCUCUAUUUCUUCUGGUAUAUUCUUUAUACACUUUGCUUUAAUCGUCAUCUGGUAUGCUUUGAUCCUAAAAUCUUGAUUCUUAUUGCAUAUUCUUCGUAUUUUGAUUUUUUUAAAACUUUGAUCUGCUUUUUUUUUUUUUUUAAUUUCAUGUGUAUGUUUAUACGUUUAUGAUUUUGUUUUUGUUAUUCUCUUGAUUAUUUCUUUCAGCUGUAUUUAAUCCCAAAUUCAUGAUCUUGUUUUAGUCCUUCAUCAGAUCUGGUUUCUUUAAUGAUUCUCUUGCAUGUUCUGUCUAUUUUGAUAUUUUUAAACUAAGAUCUGCUCUGUUUUUUUUUAUUUCAUGUUUAUUUUUAUACGUUUAUGAUUUUGUUUUUGUUAUUCUCUUGAUUAUUUCUUUAAGCUGUAUUUAAUCCCAGAUUCAUGAUCUUAUUUUAGUCCUUCAUCAGAUCUGGUUUCUUUAAUGAUUCUCUUGCAUGUUCUUUUUACUCUUUGCUUUCAUCUGGUAUGAUUUGAUCCGAAAAUCAUGAUCUAGUUUUAGUACUUUAUCAGAUCUGGUUUGAUUUAUGAUAUUGUUGCAUGUUGUUCUUAUUUCGAUUUAUUUAAUGUUGGAUCUGAUCUCUUUUUUUGUUUUCUCAUGUUUAUUUUAAUUUGAUUAUGAUUUUGAUUCUGUUUUUUUUUUUUGAUUAUGGUUUUGGUUUGUUUUAAAUUACGAAAACGAUGAUGUGGUUGUAGCAGUCGAUGAGAUCUGUUUUGAUUAAUGAUUCUCUUGCAUGUUCAUUUUUUGAUAUUUUUAAACUUUGAUCUGCUCUUAUUUUUUUUAUUUAAUGUUUAUUUGUAAUACGUUUAUGAUAUUGAUUUUGUUAUUUUUUUGAUUAUGUUUUUGAGCUGUUUUUAAUCCCAAAAUCAAGAUCUGGUUUUAGUCCUUCACCAGAUCUGGUUUGAAAUAUGAUGUUGUAUGAUCUUGUUUUUUUAAACUUUGAUUUAAACUUUGAUCUAUUACUAAUGAUAAGAUUUUUAUUAUGUGUACUUCCUCUGUUAUGUUUUUGUUGCUACUUAAGAUUAUUAAGAAGAUGGACACAAAGGAAAAAGCGUGCGACUCAUUAGAAUCCCAAAGAGAAUGUAAAAAAUACGAUAAUAUCUUUGGUUCGUGGUACGAUCAUUAUUAUUUGAAAUGUUGGGAAUUAAAUUGUGUUGUGAAUGACCAAUGCCUAAUGCAGAGGCCAUUGCUCUAAUUGUGGUUCUCUUUUCAAUCGGAACAGCAUUCAGCAAAUUCAUGUCAAAAACUUUUGGUUUCCUACCAACUCUUCCCCUUUUUCUACUAUUAACAUCAAUUAAAAUGCCAUUUUGCAUUGAUGUUUUGGCUGAUUCCCACAGCCUUGAUAUUGUCCACCUAGAUGUGUUAUGUUGCAUUGCAAUUGUUUUAAUUGUACCCCGUGGCAAACGUCUAUCUGAUUCUGUGGACAAACUAGUUAACUGUUGUACAAUUAACUUUCUGGUCUCAACUGGUAGUUCCCUCUUACUACCUACUGGUUGCUGUCUUAAUGUUUCUGUUUCUGUUUCUUCAUGUGUUAAUGUUUGACCAUGGCUUAUGGGUUCCUCCAAACUCAAACUGACAUCGAUGUUUCCAUAAUUCUCACUUGUGUACUCAUUAUAAAUGUCAUAUUCACAAUCUAUAUUAAGGUUUUCAAAAAAAGAAAUAAAUACCUCAAUAUCAGGAUUAAUGAAUUCCUCUUCUUGAAUUUGAACCUCAGCCAUUUGUUGUUUUGAUUGCUUGUUGUUGGUUUUGUAGAGUUGAUGAAAGAAAUAGGUUUGGAUCCAAAUUCUUAUGAACUUUUUAAAAGGGGAGGACAACAGAUGAAGAAAUUGAAAUGAAGAAGUGUUGAAAAUUUUAAUGCUGACUAUAGAAGAAUUUGAUCUAUUUAUAGAAGAUGAAAUGUGUUAAUGCUGACUUUUGUGUAAAAAUUUUAACUUUUGCUGAUAAUUUGUAAUAUUGGAGGGAAUUAUUUGGGUGGGAAAAUAUUUUUUGGGGGGAAAUGAAACUGACAUGUAAAUUAAUCUGCAAAAUAUUUACCUAAUCUUAACUAUUUUUCCUUUUUCUUUUAAAAUUAACAACAACAAAAA